CUCGCGUUGUUUGAAGAGUGACGGCGGCUGGAAAGUAGAACCGGAGGGGGCGGGUGCAACAGCGUGAGCAGAGAUGUUUGGGGGCUUUUUAUAUAAAAUUAUUUAUUUAAAUAAAAAUGGCCGCCGUGGAGAGCGGACAGGAGAGAUUAGAGGAGGACGACAGAAGUGAGCGGAGACCGGUUAGUCCUCAGCCCUCAUUCCGGCAAAGAGGCCUCUCACACGCUAAGACCAAGAAGCCCCGCAAGGAGCGUCGUCAUGCCGACCAGAAGGCAGACAUCACCUUGCCGCCUGCAACACAAGCAGCUAAGCUGCAGACAGUGGUGGAGCCACAAAGCCAGCUAGUGGAGCCUGCAACUGGUCCCUUAGACCCUUUGCCUGGACCCUCUGAGCCGCCCUCAGCACCAAGCAGUGAGUCUGCUGGUUCUCCAAGGCAACGCCGCUCCAUCAUACGUGAUCGUGGCCCUCUGUGGGACGAUCCGACACUUCCUGAAGGCUGGACUCGCAAACUGAAGCAGAGAAAGUCGGGGCGCUCCGCGGGAAAGUUUGACGUCUACCUGAUAAACUCAGAGGGCAAAGCUUUUCGCUCAAAGGUUGAGCUCACCGCUUACUUCCAGAAAGUCGGAGACACGACUACUGACCCCAAUGAUUUCGAUUUCACAGUCACUGGACGUGGGAGCCCCUCCCGCCGUGAAAAGCGCCCCCCCAAAAAACCAAAGGUGGUAAAACCCUGUGGACGAGGUCGUGGGAGGCCUAAAGGAAGCGGAAAGUUGCGACAAGCUACGGAGGGCGUGGCCAUGAAGCGUGUGGUUGAAAAAAGUCCGGGCAAACUGCUAGUCAAGAUGCCCUUCAACAAGGCAGAGUCGUCCACUAUCACCACAUCAUCUGCUUCAAAGGCAGUGUCUUCUUCCCCUGUGACCAAGGGCCGACCAGGGAGAAAGAGGAAAUUGGAAGAGGCAAUUCCACCUCCAUUACAGACUGCCCCCAAGAAACGGGGCAGAAAACCUUCUUCAGCUGCAGCAGCUUCAACAGCAGCCAUGACCACAUUAACCUCCUCUGCAUCAACGUCUUGUAGCUCUACAACUGGGAGCUACGCGGCGGCCCUCUUAGCUGCUGAUGCCAAACGGAGAGCAGCCAAAGAUUCUUCCAUUAAACCUGUUGUACAGGAAAAGGCAUUGCCAAUUAAGAAACGCAAAACCAGAGAAACAGUGGAGGAAACGGAAAGUGUCCAGAGUCAAGUGGCUACAGCUGAAGACAUAAAGAAAGGGGAUACAAUAGAGGUAGAGGAAAAAAAAUAUACUCAUACUUCAGAGCUUCAGACCAUGUCGUUACAGCAGACCCAAAGCCAUGCUGCCACUCCAGAGGAAAGCCAAACACAAGGAAACAAGUCACAUAAAGGAAAAAAGCACAAUGAGAAGACAGCAGCACGAGAGGGCAAAGGCAAGGGGGCGGAGGUGGGUGAAGAUGUAGGUGACAAAGAAGAAGGAAGGAGUAGAAUUAGCAGCAGCUGUAGUGUGAGCCCUCCCAAAAGCCACAAAAGAAAGGAUCGCCCUCCUCGCAAGCACCACCACCACCACCAUCAUCGCCACCAAGAGUCUUCUGUCUCCACACUGGAUGAACCUCCUGCCCCUACACCUUCUUCUUCUUCUACUCGUUCAGCAGCUGGAUCACCAACAACAUUCAGCCAGUCCACACUAGAAACUGAGUCCCAGGUUAUACCGGCAACCACCAACCAACAAUCCCAGCAUUCACAGCAAGCUCUUUUUCGAUCACAGUCCAAGUCCAGUCAGUCAUUGACUCCUCAACAUCCAUCUCCUCAAUCGCGUUCCCGACAACAAUCCAAGACGCAGUUCGCUUGCUGGUCUUCUCAACCUGUAUCCCACUCUACGACUACCUGCCGUGUUGUGCCCCAGCAGCAUUUACUUCAAAUGCCCUUCCAGACUCCUUCUCAAAAGGCACGGUCUCAGUCUGGCAGUUCAUCAGGUCAGGAGGAAACCCAUCAGGCUCCACAUACCCCAGCUCAUUCACCCCCCUCACAGUCACCUUCAAGUUUGCUUGUUCAUCCACUUGAAUUGUGUCAUAAACAACCAAGUCAGUCCCCUACAGCUCCCCAUCCUCCAGCCCUUCCCAAAAACACUUCUCACUACCAGACCCAGUUUAGACAACAAUCUCAAGUCGAGUCCCAAGAAUCACUGCAGUCUCAAACACAACCACAAUCUAGAACGCCCACCCACACUCAAUCCCAAUCCAGAACCCAAGUACAAUUUCAGGCACAACCCCAGUCCAGAACUCCAUCUCAAACACAACCUCUUAUUCUGCCCCAAAUAACCUCACAUACUCAACCUGAAUCCCAGUCCAGAAGCAUACCCCACAGUCAGUCACAUCAUCAGUCUACAACUCCCACCCAAACUCCACCACAGUCUAGAACUGUAUUUCAAACUCAACUUCAAACCCUGUCAAGAACCACAUGCCAACUUCAAACACAACAUAAUGCAAGAAUCAUGGCCCAAAGUCAAUCCCAACCACAAUGCAGAUCCCCUGACCAAACUGAACCCCAGCCAAGAAAUGCCACUCAAACGCAAUCUCAACCGCAGUGUAGAACCCCAGGUCAAAGUCCAACCCUAUCACAAUCCAGAACACCAAGUCAAAUUUUAACUCAAUCCCAAUCCAGAACACCAAGUCAAAUUUUAACUCAAUCCCAAUCCAGAAUACCAGGUCAAAUUUCAACUCAAUCCCAAUCCAGAACACCAGGUCAAAGUCCAACUCAAUCCCAGUCCAAAACUGUAACCCACAGUCAGUAUCAACACCGGUCCAAAACCCACGACCAAACCCAAUGCCAGUCCAGAACACCAGUUGAAACCCAGCCUCAAACGCAAUCAAGAGAUCAAGUCCAACCUCAGUCUCGCACGCAGUCUCGAAUACCCAAUCAAACACAACCUCAACAGCAAACCAGAACCCCUACGCAACUUCAAACCCUGUCAAGGAAUAUAGGCCAAAGUCAACAUCAGUACCAGUCUAGAUCACCACUUCAUCCUCAAACUCAUUCCCAAUCUAGAAUGCCAUCCCAAACGCAAACGCAGCCUAGAAACUCCAUCCAAACUCAACCCCUUUCAAGAUCUCCUACCCAAACUCAACCUCACCUGCAGCCAAGACACCAAGUUCAGCCUCAGCUGCCCACAAGGUACCUUUUACAAGAUCAACAUCAAACCCAGUACAGACUUCAACCCAGGCAUUCUGUCUCCCAGCCCUGUCAAGAUCAUUCCCAGUUGCAGACCCAAUCGCAACCACAAAUUCAGCCCCAGCCCCAACCUCAGCUUGCCAGACCUCAUAUGCAGCAUCUUACACCCAACCAACAGCAGCCACGCAACAUGGGAAGGACAAAUGUUGUUCUUUCUCAAGUGACCCAGAGCGAACAGCCUCAAGAUCUAAGCACUACAAGACCAGGGGGAACUAGUGUGACGCCUGGCCAAGAGGUCUGUGUGGAAGAUGUUACUGCAGAAGGAAGAGGAGAGACAUCUUUUUCAGCAGGCAGCAAAGAACUGAACAGCACUUCCAGAUCUCCUGGCUCUGCACCCGCUGGGCCUACCACUGUGGCUGGAGUGGGUGCUGAAGUUGUCACAGGAUCAGAUGAUCAGUCCCGGCUCCGGUCAGGGGCAGCAGGUGAUGGCAGAGAGCUCCAAGACAUUGUCCCGCAGUCUGCAGUCCCAUGUCCUAGUCGAGAGGAAACUGUAGAGUCACGGACCGCCGUCAGUGAAAGAGUCAGCUGACUGUGCGGGACAAAUCUUGGGCUGAAGGAUCCAUAGACUGACUGGUCCUGCCAGAGAAAUGGUACCAUGCUUAAUGGCAGUUUUGCACUGUUUUUAGGUUGGAAUAUGUAAUGUCACACAUGAUUUUUUUGGACCGUUAUAGUGCUCUGUGUGACCGUCUGGAAUACUGUGUGUGUAAUUUUUUAGAUCAUAGAACCAAAACAGACCAGAGACAGAGUUGUAUGUAUAUAUUAAAUAUAUAUAUUGUGUAUAUAUAUAUAUAUAUGUAUAUACAUAUAUGUACGUAUGUAUGUAUGUAUAUGUAUUUACAAAUAUAUAGAUAUAUAUACACACAUAGAUACAUAUAUACAUAUAUGUAUGUAUAGAUAAACAUCAAAAAAUUAGAAUAUGGAAAAAAAGUUUAAUAUUUUUUUGUCAAUCAUUUCAGAAAGUGAAACUUGGGUUUUUAUAUAUAUAUAUUUAUUACACAUUGAAUGCAAUAUUUCAAGCUUUUAUUCUUUCUAAUUUUGAUCAUCACGGCUUACAGAUAAUGAAAACCCCAAACUCGGUGUCUGAAAAUUUGAAUAUAAAGUCACUGACACUGCAGUCAUUGCUAAAGAAGCUAGAUGUUCGGAGUGCUGUAUCCAAGUAUAAUCAUAGAGCGUUGGGUGGAAGGAAAAGGUCUGGAAGGAAAAGGUGCACCAGCAACAGGGAUAACCGCAGCAUUGAGAGGACUGUCAAGCAAAAUCCAUUUAAGAAGGAUGAGGCUGGAGUUAGCAUAUCAAGAGCCACUAUGCACCGAUGACUCCUAUAAAUUUCCUACAAAUGUCACCAUUCUUCAAGUCAAGCCACUCCUAACCUGGUGAUGAUGUUAGAAGCGUCUUCCCUGGGCUGGGGAAGAAGACUUGGAAAAUUUUGCAUGUCAUUUGGAAAUCAAGGUCCCAGAGUCUGGACGAAGUGGAGAGGCACAGAAUCCAUGUUGCUUAAGGGCCAGCGUAAAGGCAAAGGUACCAAAAACCGGUUCAAUGACCAUGGAGUUUCUGUGCCAGCAAAAUUCAAACCACAAGACCCAAACUACAAAAUGGGCUUUUUUUCAAGAGGAAGAUGGAAAAACACCAGACCCAACAAUGCAGAUGAUCGGAAGGCCGCUAUCAAAGCAACCUGGUCUUCCAUUACACCUCAGCAGUGCCACAGUCUGAUCACCUCCAUGCCGUGCUGCAUUACUGCAGUGAUUCAGACAAAUGGAGGCCCAGUUAAGUACCGAGUGCAUAGACAUGAAUUGUCGUUAAAAUAACUUUUUUUUAAAAGUGAUCUUAUGUAAUAUUUUGAUUUCCUAAGACCCUGACAUUGGGAUUUUCAUUACCUGUCAGCAAUAAUCAUCAAGAUUACUAAACAAAAAUUAUUUUCACUCUAUGUGGACAGUAAUAAAUAUAUAUAUAUAUACACGAGUUUCACUUUUUGAUAAGAUUGAAAAAAUAUUGAAUUUUUACACCAUAUUCUAAUUUUUUGAGCUGCACCUGUGUGUGUAUAUAUAUACAGUAUAUGUAUACAUAUAUAUAUAUACAUAUAUAUACACACACACACAUAUAUAUAUAUAUAUAUAAAUGAAGAAUUAAAAGGCAGCUGUUGCGUCCCGUAGCUCCGUGCAGAUGGAGGGGAAGUACGAAAGUGAAAAACUAUUGCUUAACAACACAUUACUCUGAACAAAAAGUUUCUUCCAGAAUAUAACCUGUUGUUUAUUUUUUAUUUGGUAUUUUGAUAGUUUAUUGUUAUGUCUUUGUUAUACUGCUUUAAACUGAUAAUAUUAUAGAUUCACAGUCAUUUAUUUAUCGUUUGACUGAGCUAUUCCCCUAAAAUGUCCCUCUAUUGACUGACUGUCCCUUGGUAAAAAAAAAAAAAAAAAAAAAAACAGUCUGUGACUUAAAGACUAGGUAACAUAGCGCGAUUGUUAAACUGGUUUCUAAAAAUCUUACAUUGUUUUUUUUUUUUUUUUUGUUCUUUGCAUAUUAAUAAUAAAACAAACAAAAACUAAUCAAGGUGCCAGGGAAAUAUUGUUAUCCAGUCACUUCCAAUUUGUCCCUCACAAGUAGUGGUCCUGACAUAACACAUCAAUGAUCUAACUCUGAUCUGUAAUGGCUCAUUUAUGCUGAACCUUACAUACGAGCAGGGUGGACCCUUUAGGCUAAACUCUGCCUUUAUUUGGUUGGUGUCUGCAACCUAGGACUCCCAUGAACUAUAUUAAUAGUAAUCAUGUAAAGGCAAUUUCAUAAGUACAUUUUUUUUUUUAUAAUAUAAUUGAAUAUUCCAGACAUUAAACGAUGCAUGGGAAACAACAAACCAAAAUUAACAGCAUUCAUACAGAACCAGGAGAGCAAAAGAGAAUGGGAAUUUCAGUCAAAAACUGCAGUUUUGCCAGAUGAAAAAGUCAGAGGACGUCAGUCCUGACAGUCAGAGAUAUAGGGCAUUACUGAAUAGGAUAUAUCAAAAAUGGCCUUUUGUGUUAAAUCUCUCACUCAAUGAAAGAUACUAAACCCCAAUGCAAUUUCCUGCCUACAUCUCUGUUAUGGUAAGAUGCAGACUGACUUUGCACAACCGUCUUGUGUAAGAGAAUGUAAAUUUGCAUUCUUUGAACAUUCUUGGAUGUUCCACUGUUUGUGAACACAGCAUAAAUGAGCCUCAACUCGUUGUGAUUACUUGUCAAAAACAUAUAUACGAUGAACUGUUGAUUAUUUUGAUUCGCACUGAAACUGAUAAGGUAUGUGUACAAAAAAAAAAAAAAAA
Molecule: messenger RNA, 6524 nt
Organism: Cynoglossus semilaevis (tongue sole)
Lineage: Eukaryota; Metazoa; Chordata; Actinopteri; Pleuronectiformes; Cynoglossidae
Gene: mecp2
Product: methyl CpG binding protein 2
Exons: 6
Coding region: 117-3764 (1215 amino acids)
Biological process (GO): negative regulation of transcription by RNA polymerase II
Cellular component (GO): nucleus; heterochromatin
Molecular function (GO): double-stranded methylated DNA binding; chromatin binding; methyl-CpG binding
Source: RefSeq, a predicted model, not a curated record